AUGCCCCCCGUGCUCCCCUCCGGGCAACGGGCCCGGCCCCCCAAUGCCCCCCGUGCUCCCCUCCGGGCAACGGGCCCGGCCCCCCGAGGCCCCCCGUGCUCCCCUCCGGGCAACGGGCCCGGCCCCCCAAUGCCCCCCGUGUCCCCCCCCGGCAACGGGCCCGGCCCCCCGAGGCCCCCCGUGCUCCCUCUGGGCAACGGGCCCGGCCCCCCAAUGCCCCCCGUGUCCCCCCCCCGGCAACGGGCCCGGCCCCCCAAUGCCCCCCGUGUCCCCCCCCGGCAACGGGCCCGGCCCCCCAAUGCCCCCCGUGCCUCCCUCCGGGCAACGGGCCCGGCCCCCCGAGUCCCCCGUGCUCCCCUCCGGGCAACGGUCCCGGCCCCCCAAUGCCCCCCGUGCUCCCCUCCGGGCAACGGGCCCGGCCCCCCGAGGCCCCCCGUGUCCCCCCCCGACAACGGGCCCGGCCCCCCGAGGCCCCCCGUGCUCCCUCUGGGCAACGGGCCCGGCCCCCCAAUGCCCCCCGUGUCCCCCCCCCGGCAACGGGCCCGGCCCCCCAAUGCCCCCCGUGUCCCCCCCCGGCAACGGGCCCGGCCCCCCAAUGCCCCCCGUGUCCCCCCCCGGCAACGGGCCCGGCCCCCCAAUGCCCCCCGUGUCCCCCCCCGGCAACGGGCCCGGCCCCCCAAUGCCCCCCGUGUCCCCCCCCGGCAACGGGCCCGGCCCCCCAAUGCCCCCCGUGCCUCCCUCCGGGCAACGGGCCCGGCCCCCCAAUGCCCUCCGUGUCCCCUUCCGGGCAACGGGCCCGGCCCCCCGACGCCCCCCGUGCCUCCCUCCGGGCAACGGGCCUGGCCCCCCAAUGCCCCCCGUGCUCCCCCCCGGCAACGGGCCCGGCCCCCCAAUGCCCCCCGUGUCCCCCCCCGGCAACGGGCCCGGCCCCCCAAUGCCCCCCGUGUCCCCCCCCGGCAACGGGCCUGGCCCCCCAAUGCCCCCCGUGCCUCCCUCCGGGUAUAG
Molecule: messenger RNA, 1005 nt
Organism: Gopherus flavomarginatus (Mexican gopher tortoise)
Lineage: Eukaryota; Metazoa; Chordata; Testudines; Testudinidae
Product: basic proline-rich protein-like
Exons: 2
Coding region: 1-1005 (334 amino acids)
Source: RefSeq, a predicted model, not a curated record